Messenger RNA from Closterium sp. NIES-65, 295 nucleotides. The record is from the annotation of a GenBank genome assembly. Lineage: Eukaryota; Viridiplantae; Streptophyta; Zygnematophyceae; Desmidiales; Closteriaceae.
AUCAUAGGCCCACACAACCUGAAGCUGUACAGUGCGAAGCGCAAGGCGGAGGACAACUUCCAGUUCCGGUCCAUGUACUCGGGCGACUACAGCUUCUGUAUGGACAACACGGACCACAUGGCAGCUACUGUUCAGCUCAGCUACCACAUCGGCCACAAACCGCACACCCAUGAGGUGGCCAAGGAUGAGCACAUGCAGGGAGUGCUUGGUCAGGUGGAGUCAAUUCGUUCUGGUCUGGUCUUGGUGCAGCAGGAUCAGGCCUAUUUUCAAGCCCGCGACGAACGGCGACGGAGAA